Molecule: messenger RNA, 735 nt
Organism: Ananas comosus (pineapple)
Lineage: Eukaryota; Viridiplantae; Streptophyta; Magnoliopsida; Poales; Bromeliaceae
Product: protein Asterix
Exons: 3
Coding region: 80-397 (105 amino acids)
Biological process (GO): protein insertion into ER membrane
Cellular component (GO): endoplasmic reticulum membrane
Molecular function (GO): protein folding chaperone
Source: RefSeq, a predicted model, not a curated record
UAACAAUAUAUUACAGUAGCCGGAGAGAGACAGAGAAGAGGGGAGGAAGAAGAAGAAGAAGAAGAAGAAGACGAAGGAGAUGAAGGAGACAAGCGCAUCGGCGAACGAUCCGAGGAAACCGUCGACGGCGAGGCCGUACGUGCCGCCGACGAUCUCCCCUCAGGAUCUCCCCAUCGACUACGCCGGAUUUCUCGCCGUCGUCCUCGGCGUAACCGGCGUCAUGUUCCGAUACAAACUAUGUUCGUGGUUGGCUAUAAUAUUCUGCGCCCAGUCUUUUGCAAACAUGAAGAAUAUUGAGAAUGAUCUUAAACAAGUAUCCAUGGCUUUUAUGUUUGCGGUCAUGGGUUUGGUGACCAAUUACUUUGGGCCUAACCGUGCUGCCAAUGUGAAGCGCUAGUUUCACCUUAACUAUCGGACUCACCGGCUGCUAUUGACAUAGGAUUUUGGAUCUUGAUAUAAAGAUAUGGAGAAACUAUUCCAAGCUAAAGGCUUGAUUUUCUAGUCCUUUUAAGAGUAUGAUCUGUAAUGGAUGAAUGCGGUGCAAAUUGUUUCGUCUGAAUUCCUGAGUAACUUUAAUUCCUUUUUCAACAUGCUUUUGUAUUGUUUUAAUUGGAUUAGAUGCUGAUUAUGACUUCGUAUUUGUUGGAUUUGACUUGGAGAAAGGAAAACAAUUUUCUUCUCCCACAUUCUGUAGUAAGAAAUUUAUUCAAAAUUUAAGACCCACGUAUGUAUGUA